Molecule: messenger RNA, 1604 nt
Organism: Ictalurus punctatus (channel catfish)
Lineage: Eukaryota; Metazoa; Chordata; Actinopteri; Siluriformes; Ictaluridae
Gene: ahsgb
Product: alpha-2-HS-glycoprotein 1
Exons: 7
Coding region: 69-1439 (456 amino acids)
Biological process (GO): negative regulation of endopeptidase activity
Cellular component (GO): extracellular matrix; blood microparticle; extracellular region
Molecular function (GO): cysteine-type endopeptidase inhibitor activity
Source: RefSeq, a predicted model, not a curated record
UACAGAGCCAUGGACCUUGCAGUCUCAGUCUUGUGAUUGUAGCUUGACUCUGAACUCUACUUUGUGCCAUGAGAGGACUCUUAAUUCUAGCAGUGCUGUUCCAGGGGCUGUUUGCCACCGACCCCUCAUUCUAUAAGCUUAAUGCAAGCGAGAAAGCUGAUGAAGCAGAAUACCUGAUUAACAAACUACACCAUCAUGGAUACAAGUUCAAACUAUUCAGCUACACAGAGGACGUGAGUUUACUAGGUCUGCCUUCAUAUCAAACUUUACUGGUAUUGACGUUAAAGGAGACCAAGUGCCAUAUUGUGAACCCCAAGCCUUAUAAUGAAUGCGAGGAAAGGAAGGACUAUGAGACACCAGUAAUAGCAAAGUGCAAUGUCACGCUCUGUGAUGGUGGGGAAAAACCAGGCAUUGCACAGUUAAUCUGCGAUACUGAGCCAGCUUCAAGUGAACAACUACUACGCAGCUGCCCUGAUUGCCUGACUCUUCUGCCCUUGCAUGAUCCUCAGGGCUUGGAGAGUGUAAAAGCUGCCAUUGAGAAGUUCAACAAGGAGUCCAACCAAGCCUCCUAUUUUAAACUAUUAGAAGUUGGCAGACUGAGUACCCAGCAUAACAUGAAAUUUGGAAUGUCCAACUUUGCUGAGUUUGCCAUAGUAGAGACUGAGUGUUCAGACAAUGUGAAAAAUGAAGAAAAACCUGCUUGCAAGCAAAAAUGUCCCAAUGAAGCUCAUCAUGGAUUCUGCAAAUCCACGCAACUUGGAAAUGGUGACUUGACUGUAAACUGUGAGAUUUAUGAUGUCCAGAACACAACACAUCACCCACAUCCUCCAUUCCAUCAUGGAAAGCACUGUGGGCACCAUGGAAGACACCCACACCGUCCAGGGCAACAUGACCAAGGGGAACAUGAAAGACGUCCAGGGCACCAUGAGCGAGGGGAACAUGAAAGACGUCCAGGGCACCAUGAGCGAGGGGAACAAGAAAGACGUCCAGGGCACCAUGGGCGAGGGGGACAGGAGGAAGGAGAGCUCUUAACCCGUCCAGGACACUCCAAACGUCCUGGUAAGCCUGAGCAUCCAGUGCACGCCAACCCCAGCGGUCCACCAAGCCGUCCAUUCUGUUUUACUCGUUCAAAUAGAAGUCGUUUCCAUAGAGGUCCUCAUCAUCAUGGCGGUCCUCCUCAUCAUGGAGGUCCACCACAUCAUGGGGGUCCUCCUCAUCAUGGAGACCACGGAGAACAUGGCCAUGACCACAAGAAACCACACCCUAAGCCCAAUCGACCACCACAGCAAGGGGUGCCUGAUGGUCAACCUACCCCUCCAGGAUCCGAGGAACACCUAGAUUUCUCUUUCCCGCAAUGCCAUGGUGCUGUGAAAAUACCACCCUCCAUCCAUCCUAUCUGCCCAUUCCCUCCUUCAUUCCACAGGAGGGGUCAUCAUUAAUAUUUAACUUUGCAAAGGAUUUGUCUUUCAUACAAUCUGAGGUAGAAAUGUUAAGACAAAACGCAAUUUCAAUAAAAUAAAGCUUCUGGUUUACACAAUGCCACAAGUGGUUUUGUUCAACAACUGAAAUGGUAUAUGAAAUAAACCUCAUUUAUUACCAUCCAA